Prorocentrum cordatum is the source of this 1273-nucleotide messenger RNA. Lineage: Eukaryota; Dinophyceae; Prorocentrales; Prorocentraceae. The record is from the annotation of a GenBank genome assembly.
CUUCCCGAUGCAUUGAGGAACACGUCUGUGCACCUCACACACACACAACGCAGCACCUCGCCGCACUCAGCCCAGCACCACGAGCACCGCGACGACGAAAAGGAGAUCACUCAUGCUGGACCGCGAGCCGCUGCACAUCAGGAUGCACACGCUCCUCGCAGAAAAUGCCCUCGCACUCGUUAUCCUCACACAGGAAGACGCCAUCACCAUCACAGAUGGGGCUCGCGCGCACCACGCAAGCCUCCUCCUCGUCGCAGCUAGCAGCAUCCCACACCAGCGCGCGUCCCAAUGAACCCCACCUGCGGCACCCCGAGAAACCCUCCUGCACGGCCAUCCCGACAGCGACGGCUCGCCCCCCCCCCCCCCCCAGAGCCGCUCACCGCGGGGGGGUGGGACCCCACGGCAAGAAGCUGACCAGCCUUGGACACCAGCACGUCGACGAGGUCCCUUCGGCGGACACAUGGCUGAACGCGACGACCACAGCGCUAAGAAAGGCAUUCCAUGCGCAGCUUCUCCAGCGGCACGAAACACUCCGCCCCGGCCCAACGAACACUCCGCACCAGAUCCGUCCCUCCUGGCGCCAGCAGCACCUCGUGCUCAGAUAGCUCGAUGCACUCAAGCAUCUUCACCUCGACAGGCCCAGCGUGCUCGUGCUUGAUCGCCAUCUCGUGGCACACCUGCACCUUCUCCUCCUCAGAAUUUUAUGUGUAGUUUUAUUACUCGUAUUAGUUUUAUUAUUCUUCUUCUUCACAUCAAUGCUGAUGUGCCCACGCGACUCCACCCCCUCCCCACGCCUGAGGCCAGCCUGCGCGCGCAGCAGCUCAUGUUCUUCAGCACGAUGGAUGCAGACACCCUCGGCGACGGAGUGAAGGGCCACGUUGCGGCGCACCUUGUCAAGCCAUCGCGGCUGGCUGCCAGUUGCCAGCGCCAGAAGCGCAGGGAGGAUGCUGCAGAGGCGGUCUGCGAGGUCGGCGUCACCCACGAGCGACACCAGGGCCUCCUCAGCCAACUGCAACUGCGCCUCCGCACGACCAAGCUCCGCAGUGAGACUCGCCAAGGCACGAUCAGCAGAAUGCCGUGCCUACCAUCUCCUAUCAUUUCGCUCAGCGGCAAAACGCCGCGGCUGCGCAUCGCCCGCAGCCUCCAGUGCCAUCUCAAGGAUCUCGCCGCCACAAGCAACACCGCCUCCAGACACCGGCUACGCGCGAUGCGGAAAUGGCGAGCAGGGGGCUGAGGACCAGCUUGAGCAAAAACUGGCUACGGACCUUCUCCU